CUCUCCGGAGAAGAGGGAAGUUCAGUUUGUUCAGUUCGCGGCAAGAAAUACAGCUUUUUUUGUCAUUUGGGGUCGUAAAGAACGUUUUAGUAUGAUCGAUUUCUGUUUUGGAAAUAUGUCGACUUGCCUCCUACGCGUAUGAUUUGAAAGAUUUCGUUUAGUUCAUAAGUCAAAUCGCCUGUGGGGAAAGAGCCAAAUGACGGAGCUGCAGGUCCAGCAAACGGACGAGUCCUCGCCAAAUGCUGAGGAGCUGUCCUCCUGGCUUGAAAAAGUAAUCGCUUGGGGCCACGCUGACUCUCUGCACACCUGGAAAGACAUCUCCCUACAUUCGAGCAGGCUGAAGGAUUUCCUCCAGCAGCUUCUCAUACAAAUCAACAAUGUGAGCUCCACAGCGGAGACCAUGAAAAGGCUUCCCCUAUUAGGCCAGUUUUUAGGCCGGCUGUGCUGGAACCCUCAUGUCACUGCAGAAGGUGAAAGUAGAGGACUUCUCUUUCAGUGUCUCUGGGCACUGUACUCAGAGCAUCCAAGUAAUGCAGUGGAAAGAGAAGCCAACCAGUGGAUACGGAAAGUCCUGUGUCAGCUGGCUACAGAGGAAGAGGAUGGUGCUGCCCUUGCACUGAUGAAGCAUUUAGGUGUGCCAAGCAAAGAAUACCACCUAAAAGUGCUCAAAAAGAUGGUGACAAUAAUGCAGGAAAACAUCGGAAACAAUCAGUGCAGCAGAACUCAGGGGUGUUCAUGUGGCAGUAUUCGGGCUGCAUCAGAGGCUUGUGUGCCUCUCAUCACAUGUCCUGAAGCAUCGCCUCUUAUUGGCGCUUUGCUGCAACAGCCAGUGACUUGCUUCAGAGAUGGUCUGAGUGAAAACUUCCUCGAUGCCCUACACUCUGCCUACUCAAGACGUGUCCUGCCACUGGAGGAGCUGGCUGUCGUUUCUCUGUGGUAUCACAGCCUGCCCAGCCUGGAGGAGGCUGUGCUCCGUCUGCUGGAGUCUGCUACUGCUGCAGGAUCGACACCAAAUAAGAUCGAGGAACAAGUAACAAACUCGUUGUUGCCUAAAGCCUGUGCUCAGCACUGUUCAAUAUUCCUGGUUGCAAACGACAUCUUCAGGACUGUUCUGAAGCAGGCUGAAAGAAACGAGUGUGUUAAACAUGUUUUCCAAACCUUCACCAAGUGCUUCUUGAGGGAGCUGUCACAUCUGCAGCCUCAGACAUCAGCAUCUUUGAAAGCCUUCUUCCCACAGUCUCCUCCAAGUCUGCUGCUUCCUCUCCUCACCAUGCCUUCAGAAAUGCCUCAGGAGGCUUUGAAAGAUCACCUGGUGUGGGUCAGCAGCUUAAUACAGCAACUGGCUGAGGAGGAGGAGGAGGAGGAAGAGGACAGUAGAAACAUUAGAGGGCACCACAAAGUGUUCGAGGCGUGGCUCCUGCUGGUUCAGUGCGGCCACUGGGUGCAGGUGGCGGCCCAGCUGCUGGUCACAUCGGGGCCUGAGGACUGCGCUCCCCUCCUCUGGCUACUGACCUUUUAUCAUCACCCCACCAACAGGUGGCACCACAGAGCUUCACAGCUGGUGCAGGCCAAAGCGGCGUGGGACCACCUGUGCAGUCUUUUCUCAGUCGCAGGUCAUCCUCGUCCUGCCGACCGCCUGCAGUCGUUCAUCAGCCUGCUGUCGGCAAAACCGCGGCAGCCGCCACUCGCCCCGCCACUUGCCCUUAACCUCAUGGUUAACUUUGCUGUUUUCGGUCAACUGCCACUGAGCACAUCAACAGAGAUGAUACAGAAGGUGGUGGAUCAGUCUGGUCUGUGGGACGAGUCGACACGUGUUCUGGGCUCGCUGCGCCUCAGACUAAAUGACCGAGGCUGCGUCGCAAAUGACAGAGUUCGUCUCAGGAUCGAGGAACUUCGCAACACAAUGACACAAAUGUAAGCCAGGGUGCACUCUGACGAUGGAGGGCCGCUGCUAACAACACGGCCAGGGCAGAUUACAGGCCAGCGUUACAAACACACACACGCGCGUAUGACGGCCGCAUGGCCCACCAGGACCGCCGGAGCACACCAUUGAUCCCAGCAGCUGCGUGUUCGCGUCAGAGUCCGCCGCCUCGCCGGGUUUCUUCAAUAUCAAUCCAUCACACUCCACAGGCUGAAUGCAAGAAAUAGGUCAGACACAAAGGAACGCCCAACAUCAUCAGUUUAUUUAUUUAUUUAUUUUUGGCUUUGCCUUUGCAAAACCUGCUAUGCAAUGGAGUGAUUUGCUGUAUCUCAUAAAUUGUAAACAGUUCUGUUUGUGCAUCUCAAUUUCUGUGGUUUCAUUCCGUGUAACGGUGGAAAAACUGCACUCAUAAUAAACCGAGUUCGCUGCUGUGAGCACACACUGUGGCGCAUAAGCUCCUGUUGCAAUGCACCCGACAUGUUUUUAUUUUUAGAAGAAUAAUUCAUUUUUCUUGAUAUUUAGUUUUAAUUGGAUCAUUUGUAUUUAAGUUUAAUGUUGUAUACCUGGAAAAAGAGGAAAACAACUCUCUUCUUUAAUGUAUGCUUCAAGAUAAGAGAUGAAUCUGUAUCACAGCCCAAUAUUUCAACUAUUUUGUUUGAUUCAGUUAGGUUUAGCUUGAGUUGUGGUUGUAGCGUCCAGCUCAUUCACCUUCUCAGAACUGCAGGGGUAGUGGCAGGAACAGGGACUUUCUUUGUUCCCUUGUUGGAUAAAGUUGUAAUAUUUAACUUUCAUUUAGAAGCACCUUUAACAGAUAUGUCCAAGUUCACUUUUCAAACGGAAAACUGGAAGACACAAGAUUUGGAAAUCAAAUUCUGACAGAAUAAAUGGUUUGUUAGGCUUAACAAGUUAUUUAUUUUCCUUAAUCUGAAAAGCUAUAAUCUUUAGAAGCAGCGUGUGUUACAUCUGUCUGGACCAGACUGAAACUUUUGCCAGGGCGAGCAGGUCGUUGCUUUAUUUGUGGAGCAAUAUUUGAAAUAUUUUUAUUUUCAAGUUGUCCCACAAACUUGGGUGACGUCUCAUGUAUAGAUUGCUGCAACUUUCUAAAAGGCAGCACUGCAUUUCUUACAUUAAGAAUGUUACAUUUUAUCCUGUUCCCUGAAUAAAGCUGAGUGAAUAUGGAAGAUUCUUUCAUUCUACUUUAGAGAUAAAUACAUUUUCUGAUUGCUGUAAGGUCUGUGUUACUUCUAGUAAAAUGAACACCUGCACUCAUUUUUACACUGACACACAAAUCAAGAGCUGAAAAAAA
Molecule: messenger RNA, 3227 nt
Organism: Fundulus heteroclitus (mummichog)
Lineage: Eukaryota; Metazoa; Chordata; Actinopteri; Cyprinodontiformes; Fundulidae
Gene: fancc
Product: FA complementation group C
Exons: 15
Coding region: 197-1918 (573 amino acids)
Biological process (GO): nucleotide-excision repair; cellular response to oxidative stress; interstrand cross-link repair
Cellular component (GO): Fanconi anaemia nuclear complex
Source: RefSeq, a predicted model, not a curated record